GAGUCAGUGGUUGCAUUCAAUGAUUCAUGUUCUUGCAGGGAGUUGUAAUGGCGCGGCGGUGUUCGUAAGUCACAGGUGAGCAGCCCUUCUCCAGGAACAGACAGAAAACCGAAGGCUGUCGCAUAGCGCGUCCAAGAAGCAACUCAUGCUGCACGGAGUCUGGCAGACGGAUCAGCCGAGAAAGGAGAAUGAUUAGCAGGUGGGUGGUCGGUGGACUGCUGCACAUUGCAUUGCUGUGUGCCAUUGUACUGUCCACUCAAUACCAUGCUAUCAAUGUCAGGGCGGCAUCCACCCCACCACGAUCUUACUCGACCCCAUCGCAUGCUGCUGAGCCAUUCGCAGCUGUGAACAAACUCCGCGGGAAGCCCACCAAUCUCUUCGUUACAAGCAAGUCCGCACCUGGCUUCCCGACCAACAGGGGAAUUCCCUGUGGCUCUAGCAUACAGCAGGCAUGCCCUAGCCUGAGUGAUGCACUGGAGACUGCUUCAAACUCUAUUUCAAACACGACUUCGGACGAUCUGGUUAUCAUACUUGCUCCGACCAAACAAGAUGGCUGCACGAUUUCACGAGGUGAGAUGAGUUUGGAUUCUUACAAUGUGAAUUUCAGCACGGUGACCGUCAAACCAGAUCCCGAAUCUAACUGCACAUACGGGAUCAAGUUAUCCAAUGAAUCAACAUGCGAAGCAAGUCCAGUUGCUAAAUUCUUCAGCUUGACAGGACCGUCUCUCAACAACGUUUCCAUUCAGUCCAUAUUGUUCCCAGCAGAAAAUGGCGUAUGUAACGAAUCACCUGCUUCUCCCCACGUCCUACUUUCUUUUCAGGGGUACGCUGGCCCGCCGCACAUCACGUUCCAGAACUGUACUUUUCAAGUCGGUGCUGGCUGCUCUGCCAUUCGGUUAGAAGUAUCUGAUCAAACGGAUGUACGCAUCCUGUACAAAGCCUGCAAGUUCAUUGGUACCGAACCACCUGGUGUCCCCUCAGCAUCAGCCGACUCAGUCAUCACCUUGGAUUCUAGUGACAACGAAACUGCAAGCGACGCCGUCACAGAUGCCCAACGCGGCGCGGUUUCAUUGGAAAUGGUUAGCUGUGAAAUAAAACACAUCUCCUUGAGCGCAAGCAACGAAGAUAGCGCAUUUAUCACAUACCGUACCAAUUCCACAGGCGGAAGUAUCAAGCUGAAUGUGAUACGCUGUAACUUUAGCCAUAACGUGCUGUCACACAUCUUUCUUUAUCAGGCACCACGUUUUGAACGCAUUUCCAUGGAGAUACGUCUUUCGGUAUUUGAAUGGAACACUGUUAGAAGGCUAUUUCAUGGAGAGGGUGAAGAAGUGUACAUUCUAAUUUCAAAAACAUCAAUUCUGGAGAACACCACCUUAGGCCCAGUUGGUCUGAAUAGUUUUGUUUCUGUGCAGUCCAGCAACAGCAGCAUUCGAAUCCAAAACAGCAGUUUCAAUGUCGCUGGCAAGGCUUGCACAAACCUAGCAACAUUUAUCUAUGUCACUGGAGGCCCAUUUGAAAACGCCACCACUACGAUUCGCAUUGAAGACAGCCGACUGGAGAACAAUCAUGAUCAGUCAAUGACGAAUAGCAGACCCUUCAUAUGGGUGUUCAAGGCCAGAAUCAUUCUCUCUGGCCGCAAUGUAAUCAGAGGUGACUACAACUCAAGCGAGGGUCCAAUACUUUCCGUGGGAGGCACCAUUGAGGUCAACGGCAUUCUUGACACGAACUUUGAUUCAAGUUUCAUACAGCGGCUAAAUGGCACGGGGGCCUUGAUUGAUUUUCGUAAUGUAACUGAGCAAUUACCAUUUUGUGAGAAAUAG
Sycon ciliatum is the source of this 1820-nucleotide messenger RNA. RefSeq lists its product as uncharacterized. The transcript is spliced from 4 exons. The record is from RefSeq and is a predicted model, not a curated record. Bases 189 to 1820 code for a protein of 543 amino acids. Lineage: Eukaryota; Metazoa; Porifera; Calcarea; Leucosolenida; Sycettidae.